Sus scrofa (pig) is the source of this 1542-nucleotide messenger RNA. RefSeq names its product FTO alpha-ketoglutarate dependent dioxygenase (gene FTO). The record is from RefSeq and is marked provisional. Lineage: Eukaryota; Metazoa; Chordata; Mammalia; Artiodactyla; Suidae. Gene Ontology annotation, molecular function: broad specificity oxidative DNA demethylase activity; mRNA N6-methyladenosine dioxygenase activity; ferrous iron binding. Gene Ontology annotation, biological process: RNA repair; regulation of multicellular organism growth; DNA alkylation repair.
GCUAUAGCAGCAGCAUGAAGCGAACCCCAACCGCCGAGGAACGAGAGCGCGAAGCUAAGAAACUGAGGCUUCUUGAAGAGCUGGAAGACACUUGGCUUCCUUAUCUGACCCCCAAAGAUGAUGAAUUCUAUCAGCAGUGGCAGCUGAAAUACCCUAAGCUAAUUCUCCGAGAAGCAGGCAGCGUCCCUGAGGGACUCCACAAAGAGGUUCAAGAAGCCUUCCUCGCGCUGCACAAGCAUGGCUGCUUAUUUCGGGACCUGGUCAGGAUCCAAGGCAAAGAUUUGCUCACGCCAGUAUCUCGCCUCCUCAUUGGUAACCCCGGCUGCACCUACAAGUACCUGAACACCAGGCUCUUCACGGUCCCCUGGCCAGUGAAGGGCUCUGAUGCAAAGUACAAUGAGGCCGAGAUAGGCGCCGCCUGCCAGACCUUCCUCAAGCUCAACGACUACCUGCAGAUUGAGACCAUCCAGGCGCUGGAGGAACUCGCUGCCAAGGAGAAAGCCAAUAUCGACACCGUGCCGGUGUGUAUAGGUCCAGAUUUCCCCAGGGUCGGCAUGGGGUCAUCCUUUGACGGCCAUGACGAGGUGGACAGGAAGAGCAGAGCCGCGUACAACCUAACUUUGUUGAACUUCAUGGAUCCCCAGAAAAUGCCGUACCUGAAAGAGGAGCCCUACUUUGGCAUGGGGAAGAUGGCUGUGAGCUGGCAUCACGAUGAAAAUCUGGUGGACAGGUCAGCGGUGGCAGUGUACAAUUAUAGCUGUGAAGGCCCUGAAGAGGAAAGCGAGGAUGAUCCCCAGCUCGAAGGCAGAGAUCCCGAUGUGUGGCAUGUUGGCUUUAAGAUCUCAUGGGACAUAGAGACCCCUGGUUUGGCGAUACCCCUUCACCAAGGAGACUGCUACUUUAUGCUGGAUGAUCUCAAUGCCACCCACCAACACUGUGUUUUGGCUGGUUUACCACCCCGGUUUAGUUCCACCCACCGAGUGGCCGAGUGCUCGACGGGAACCUUGGAUUACAUCUUACAGCGCUGCCAGUUGGCCCUGCAGAAUGUCCGUGAUGAGGCGGACAGUGGUGAAGUCUCUUUGAAAUCCUUGGAGCCUGCGGUUUUGAAACAAGGAGAAGAAAUCCACAACGAGGUCGAGUUUGAGUGGCUGAGACAGUUUUGGUUUCAAGGCAAUCGAUACAAAAAGUGCACCGAUUGGUGGUGUCAACCCAUGACUCAGCUGGAAGAGCUUUGGAAGAAGAUGGAAGGUGCGACCCAUGCUGUGCUUCGUGAAGUUAGAAGAGAGGGGGCCCCUGUGGAACAGAGCAGUGACAUCCUGACUGCCAUCCUAGCCGUGCUCACCACUCGCCAGAACCUGAGGAGGGAGUGGCAUGCCAGGUGCCAGUCCCGAAUUGCCCGAACUCUGCCUGUGGACCAGAAGCCAGAAUGCCGGCCGUAUUGGGAAAAGGAUGAUCCCUCCAUGCCUCUGCCGUUUGAUCUCACAGACACUGUGGCUGAACUCAGAGGUCUGCUUCUGGAAGCCAAACCCUAGAGAAAGAGCC